CGUCCAGUGCCUAUCGCGAGCUCUGAUACCGCCGCAGCCCGUCGCCGCCGCCGCCGCCGUCGUCCUCCUCCGGCGAUCCUCCUCGCCCUCGAUUCGCCGGGUCCGCAAUUCAGGACGAGUUCUGGACUUGUUCUGCUGCUGAAAUAUUUCAUGCAAUUCCUAAAUUCCCUUCAAACGAAUUCGCUGAUUACCACAGGAGAAAUUUAAAAGCAACUUGGUCUCGCAAGGCUAACUGUCCAUUGCAGAUUCUACUUUCCUUUGGAGGUUUGUGUAGUGUGCAUUCUUACUGCACACGUCUGGAUACAUCCAUUUAAGAGAGGAUGGAAAAAUUCUCUUAAAUUGACUGGAAAUAGACCUUCUCACUGAUUUAUGGCCGAUCAAUCUUUAAGCAUCGUCAAUGCUGAUCAUCCUCUAGCUGUAGGACUUGCUGAUCAUGAACAUGCUGAUCAAUCAAUUGCUGUAGCCGAUGCUUCCUUGGCCAAUUAUCCUUUAGCUAUUGGUCAAGAAUUUCCCGAUGUUGAAACUUGCAGGAGGACUCUGAAAGAUACUGCCAUUGCACUGCAUUUUGAUCUUCGAAUAGUUAAAUCAGAUCGCAGCCGAUUUAUAGCCAAGUGCUCUAAAGAAGGUUGCCCAUGGCGUAUCCAUGUAGCCAAGUGCCCCGGAGUCCCAACUUUUUCUAUAAGAACCCUGCAUGGAGAGCACACAUGUGAAGGAGUUCACAACCUCCAUCACCAGCAAGCAUCAGUGGGUUGGGUGGCAAGAUCUGUUGAAGCACGCAUACGCGACAAUCCACAGUACAAACCGAAGGAAAUUCUGCAAGAUAUCCGUGAUCAACAUGGAGUUGCUGUCUCCUACAUGCAAGCCUGGCGGGGAAAGGAGCGUGGCAUGGCUGCACUUCAUGGUACUUUUGAAGAAGGGUAUCGCUUUCUUCCUGCCUACUGCGAGCAAAUAAGGAAAACAAACCCAGGAAGCAUAGCAUCCGUUUUUGCCACUGGACAAGAAAACUGCUUUCACCGCCUCUUCAUUUCUUAUCGCGCAUCAAUAUACGGAUUCAUAAAUGCUUGUAGGCCACUCUUGGAGAUUGACAGAGCACAUCUGAAAGGAAAAUACCUGGGGACAUUACUCUGUGCCUCGGCUGUCGAUGCUGAUGACUCAUUGUUUCCGUUGGCUAUUGCUGUUGUUGACACGGAAACUGAGGAGAACUGGAUGUGGUUCAUGUCGGAGUUGCGGAAGCUUUUGGGUGUGAAUACUGACAACAUGCCUAGGCUUACAAUUUUGUCUGAAAGGCAAAGGGGCAUUGUUGAAGCUGUAGAAACGCAUUUUCCAAGCGCGUUCCACGGUUUCUGCUUGAGAUAUGUCAGCGAAAACUUCCGUGACACUUUCAAGAACUCAAAGUUGGUUAAUAUAUUCUGGAAUGCGGUGUAUGCCCUCACGGCAGCCGAGUUCGAAAGUAAGAUCACAGAGAUGAUAGAGAUUUCACAGGAUGUCAUACCCUGGUUUCAACACUUCCCUCCUCAAUUAUGGGCCGUGGCUUACUUUGAGGGUGUCCGAUAUGGGCAUUUCACCCUGGGGAUCACAGAGUUAUUAUACAACUGGGCUCUUGAAUGUCAUGAGCUGCCUAUUGUGCAGAUGAUGGAACAAAUACGUCAUCAAUUUACAUUAUGGUUUGACCAACGCCGGGAGGUGGGCAUGAGAUGGACAUCAAUUCUUGUUCCAUCUGCAGAGAAGCGCAUUCUGGAGGCAAUCGCAGAUGCUCACUGCUAUCAGGUACUUCGUGCUAAUGAAGUUGAGUUUGAGAUCGUCUCGACUGAACGUACAAACAUUGUGGACAUAAGAACUCGUGUUUGUUCAUGUCGACGUUGGCAACACUAUGGACUGCCUUGUGCUCAUGCUGCUGCUGCCCUCAUCUCCUGUGGUCAGAACGUCCAUUUAUUUGCUGAGCCAUGCUUCACCGUGGCUAGUUACCGAGAAGCAUACUCGCAGGUGAUAAAUCCCAUUCCAGAUAGGAGCUUGUGGAAGGAACCUGGUGAGGGAACUGAUGGUGGAGGCGCCAAGGCUGACAUCACUAUACGCCCACCCAAGACGCGCCGGCCCCCUGGCAGGCCUAAAAAGAAGGUUCUGCGAGUGGAGAACUUGAAGCGCCCUAAGAGGAUCGUUCAGUGUGGCCGCUGCCAUUUGUUAGGACAUUCACAGAAGAAAUGCACGAUGCCUCUAUAACCCCCCUUAAGUUAGAUUUUUUUUAUCACCCUUUAUUUUUCCUCCCCAAAUCAUGUUGAUCCGCCAUAAGUGAUUUAGUUUCUUAUCUUUUUCCUCCUGGAGUUUGCUACAGAGUUCUUGUGUAAUUUGUAAGCAUGGAAUGGCUGUACUUUAGCUAUUUAGUUUCAGAAUGGAAAACCAUUGAGAGGCUA
Molecule: messenger RNA, 2408 nt
Organism: Syzygium oleosum
Lineage: Eukaryota; Viridiplantae; Streptophyta; Magnoliopsida; Myrtales; Myrtaceae
Exons: 3
Coding region: 370-2217 (615 amino acids)
Molecular function (GO): zinc ion binding
Source: RefSeq, a predicted model, not a curated record